AUGCUGCUGAACUUUAUUGGCCUUAGACCUAACGCUAAUCAUGCCAGUAACACAUAUCUAAACCUAGCCAUCACACUAAUCAUAACCAUAAGUUUAGUCUUAGGUCUUGCAACUAACCUUAAGACACACAUUGCAGUCCUGGAAACAGCAGUAUUACAGACAGUUGCCAACUUGGAUACUCUUAUCGCUGUAAUAGAAUGUCAGCAACCAGAAGCGGAUUUGUACAGGUUUGUUGGAAGAAUAACAGUGAACCACCAGAUGGAAGAAAUUGUAAGACCACUGGGUCCUGAAAGUCUCUUGCUUCGUGGAGCCAGGUUAAAAAACAAAAAAGAAAUUUUUGGUGUUGCUGUAUAUACAGGUAUGGAAACUAAGAUGGCAUUAAAUUAUAAGAGUAAAUCACAGAAACAAUCAGCAGUAGAGAAGUCCAUGAAUUCCUCUUUGAUCAUUUACCUAAUAAUCCUCCUUUUUAAAGCCAUCCUCAGUACUAUUCUGAAGUAUGCCUGGCAAAUGGAAGACAAAUGGGAUGAACCUUGGUAUAACCAAAAAACAGAGCAUGAAAGAAACAGCAGUAAGAUUCUGAGAUUUAUUUCAGACUUCCUUGCUUUUCUGGUUCGCUACAAUUUAAUCAUCCCAAUUUCACUGUAUGUGACAGUUCAGAUGCAGAAAUUUCUGGGAUCCUUUUUUAUCGGAUGGGAUCUUGAUCUGUAUCAUGAAGAAACAGAUCAGCGAGCUCAAGUCAAUACUUCAGAUCUGAAUGAGGAACUGGGACAGAUGGAAUAUGUGUUUACAGAUAAAACCGGUACAUUAACAGAAAAUGAAAUGCAGUUUUGGGAAUGUUCGAUUAAUGGAAUUAAGUACUAUGAAAUUAAUGGCAGUACUGUACCAGAAGGACAUACAGCAGAUUCUCCAGAUGGAAUCAGACCAAGACUUCUCAAAGAAGAGGAACUCUUCAUGAAAGCAGUCUGUCUCUGUCACAAGGUACAGAUCAGUGUUGACCAAACUGACAGCCUUGGAGAUAAUUCCUGGUUUGCCAAUGGAGUAUCAUCUCAGUUGGACUAUUUUGCUUCCUCCCCAGAUGAAAAGGCUUUAGUUGAAGCAGCUAGGAGAGUUGGUGUUAUAUUUACUGGCACUAGUGGAGAAGCUAUGGAAAUUAAAAGUCUUGGAACACAUGAAAGAUACAAAUUGCUUCAUGUUCUGGAGUUUGAUGCUGAUCAAAGGCAAAUGAGUGGGACUGUAGAGUCCCCUUCCCAUGAAAAGCUUUUGUUCACUAAAGGAGCAGAAUCUGCCAUUCUUCUUUACAGUACAAAGGGAGAAAUAGACAAAACGAGGAUUCAUGUUGAUGAAUUUGCUUUGAGAGGACUGAGAACUCUGUGUGUGGCCUAUAGGCGAUUCACAGCUCAAGAAUAUCUUGAAAUUGAUAAACGCCUAAUGGAAGCCAGAACUGCCUUACAACAGCGAGAACAGAAAUUAGCAGAUGUAUCCAAUUUCAUUGAGAACGAUCUGAAAUUGCUUGGGGCUACAGGAGUGGAAGACAGACUUCAAGAUAAAGUCCAAGAAACUAUUGAAGGCUUGAGAACGGUUGGUAUCAAGAUAUGGGUUCUUAAUGGAGAUAUACACGAAACGGCCAUCAGCGUGAGCUUAUCAUGUGGACAUUUUCACAGAGUCAUGAACAUCUUUGAAUUUACGCAGCAGAAAUCAGACAGUGACUGUGCAGAAAAGCUGAGACAGCUGGCCAAAAGGAUACAAGAGGAUCAUGUGAUUCAGCAUGGACUCGUUGUAGAUGGGACCAGCCUCUCUCUUGCACUCAGGGAACAUGAGAAAUUAUUUAUGGAAGUUUGCAGAAAUUGUUCUGCUGUGUUAUGCUGUCGUAUGGCUCCUCUUCAGAAAGCUAAAGUAGUGCGACUGUUAAAAACUUCUCCAGAGAAACCAAUAACAUUAGCCAUUGGUGAUGGUGCAAAUGAUGUAAGCAUGAUACAAGAGGCACACGUCGGCAUCGGAAUCAUGGGGAAAGAAGGAAGGCAAGCUGUAAGAAACAGUGACUAUGCAAUAGCAAGAUUUAAAUUCCUUUCCAAGUUGCUUUUUGUCCAUGGCCAUUUUUACUAUAUUAGAAUAGCAACCCUUGUACAGUACUUUUUUUAUAAGAAUGUGUGUUUUAUUUCACCGCAGUUUUUACAUUAGUUCUUUUGUUUGUUUUCACAACAAGUCAAACCUGAUUCUGGCGAUAAACAUAAACUCAAACUUAAACACAAUCUUGACUAUAGUCCUAUCCUGAACUCUGAACUUAAACCUAACCCUAACAUUAUCAUUUACCCAAACUUAACACGAAGGAACAUACUAGAUUGUAGGCAUCUUUUCUAUCAAGUAUGUUACGUGGAGCUUAGCAGUUUACGUUUCAUGAAGCUCUCAGCUCUCUUUACCUGCCUGUGGGUUGCCCCUUUAGCAGGAUAUAAGAAAAAACAGUUCAUGCAGAACACCAUAUUCCAAUUAAAGAAAAAGGAUGCUGUGCUGUAUAGUUUAAGACUUUAUCUCAAAACAUCUAAUGUUCAAAUUAACUCCAAAUCCUCAGGGUUGAAUGUCCGAGGGCCUGUGGAGAGGGGAACUUUCAGCUCCAAGAAUGGUGCUCAACUUGUAAAUCUUCUUCAGGGUGACAUACUGCCCUGGCUCUAA
Ornithorhynchus anatinus (platypus) is the source of this 2667-nucleotide messenger RNA. Its product is annotated as probable phospholipid-transporting ATPase IF. Gene Ontology annotation, molecular function: ATP hydrolysis activity; ATPase-coupled intramembrane lipid carrier activity; ATP binding. Gene Ontology annotation, cellular component: recycling endosome; plasma membrane; endoplasmic reticulum. The record is from RefSeq and is a predicted model, not a curated record. Gene Ontology annotation, biological process: phospholipid translocation. Lineage: Eukaryota; Metazoa; Chordata; Mammalia; Monotremata; Ornithorhynchidae. The transcript is spliced from 7 exons.